Molecule: messenger RNA, 1493 nt
Organism: Suncus etruscus (white-toothed pygmy shrew)
Lineage: Eukaryota; Metazoa; Chordata; Mammalia; Eulipotyphla; Soricidae
Gene: ABHD14A
Product: abhydrolase domain containing 14A
Exons: 6
Coding region: 306-1364 (352 amino acids)
Cellular component (GO): cytoplasm
Source: RefSeq, a predicted model, not a curated record
AGAGUGCGCAAGCGCGCCCCGGGACCGCGCUCAGAGUCGCGGGCGCCCGCAGCCACCUCCGUCCAUCCCCGGUGGCAGCGGUUGUGCCAUGGUCGCUGCGCUCUGGGGCUGCUGGUUCCACCGGGGCGGAGCUGGCACUGCCAUCCCGGUCCACCCGCAUCCACCCAGCUGCCCACCCCCAACAGUUGUCUAGUGGUCCAGCCGCCUGAGUUGCCAAGGCAACCGCCGACAUCCUGCAUCCUGCCCCUCCCUCGCCCUGCCUGGCAUCUUUUGGUCCUGCGCACUGAGAGCUCCAGCUGGGACUGAUGCUCCGUCGUGGCGAACAUAGAAGGAGCUCCACAUCUGGAGGCGAGCGAGGAGGCGAGCGAGGAGGCGAGCGAGGAGGCGAGCGUGGAGGCGAGCGUGGAGGCGAGCGAGGAGGCGACCGUCCUAGGAUGUCCGUGGCCAAGAAGAAGAGAGGAGUGCGCCCUUCCUCCUCCGCUCGUAUGGUCCUGCGCCAAAGAGGAGGCCACUGCCCAGCCGCCUACUACCACCUAACCGGGGGUCCUGGGGGUGGGGCCUUGGGAGACAUCCCCGAAGAUUACGAAGAUUACGAAGAGGUGGGUGGGCUGAAAUCGAUAAUGAGACAGACCUACAUGAAUCGGGCCCAGCUUGCCCUGAUGGCCCUGUCCUUGCUGCUCUUGCUGCUACUGUACAUAGGGGUGCCACGAGCCCCAGAGCAGACCAAAUGGCCCUGGUCAGACCCCAAUGUCUCAUCCCUGACUGGUAUCACAUUUGGAGAACCCCCCAUCUUUUACCGUGAGGUGUACCCACUCCAACAGGCACGCAGGCUGGACGUGGUGCUGCUUCACGGAAAGGCCUUUAGCUCCUUCACAUGGGAACAGCUGGGCACACUGCAGGUUCUGGCACACAGAGGCUACCGGGCUGUGGCCAUUGACCUCCCAGGUUUUGGGAACUCAGCACCCACAAAGGAGGCCAACACAGAUAUGGGACGGGCAGAGCUGCUGAAGCAAGUGCUGGAAGAACUGCAGGUACAGAAGGGGGUGUUGGUGAGCCCCUCCCUGAGCGGCCAGUAUUCCCUGCCCUUCCUGAUGCAAAGUCACGAGCUGCUACAUGGAUUUGUGCCCAUCGCGCCUGUCUACAACCAAAACUACACCCGGGACCAGUUCUGGGCUGUAAAGACCCCGACCCUCAUCAUGUAUGGAGAUAUGGACCAAAUCCAGUCCACGGAGUCCAUGCAGCGGCUCCGCUACCUUCCCAACCAUUCUGUGGUGAAGCUACACAAUGCUGGCCAUGCCUGCUACCUUCAGAAGCCACAGGACUUCCACUUGGCCCUCCUCAACUUCCUGGACAACUUGCCUUGAACUCACCCAGUGCUCCCGCCCCAGGCCUGACCUGAGACUGUGCUUGUGUUCCUCUCCCACUCCCAGAGAGCUAAGCCUUGUCGUUACCUUUCAUCUUGCAGACUUAAUAAAAAGUAUAUUUGUCGUGUG